Molecule: messenger RNA, 714 nt
Organism: Trichoderma citrinoviride
Lineage: Eukaryota; Fungi; Ascomycota; Sordariomycetes; Hypocreales; Hypocreaceae
Product: alpha-acetolactate decarboxylase
Exons: 1
Coding region: 1-714 (237 amino acids)
Biological process (GO): acetoin biosynthetic process
Molecular function (GO): acetolactate decarboxylase activity
Source: RefSeq, a predicted model, not a curated record
AUGGCCAACGAACUCUACCAUUACUCCGUCGUCUCCGGCCUCAUGGAAGGCUUGGGCGAAUCGGGCAUCCCCUACAAAACCCUCGUCCAAAAGGGCGACCACGGCCUCGGCACGUUCCGCCGCAUGGCCGGCGAGAUGAUCUGCCUCGACGGCAACGUCUACCAGAUGAAGGCCGAUGGUACCAUCGUUAAUAUCGACCCCUCUGCCGGCACCGACGUCGCCCCCUUUGCCAUGGUCACCAACUUCCGCCCCACGCUCACCACAAGCAUCUCCUUCAGCAGCAAGCAGGACCUCUCAGACGCCAUGACGAAGCUCUUCCCCAAGACAAAGAACCGCUACCUCUCGUUCCGCAUAGACGGUCUAUUCUCCCUCGUCGCGGUGCGCACCGCUGACGGCCAGAGGUACAAGCACGAGAAGCUCAGGGAACUGCACGCGCGCCAGACGACGUACGAAUUCAACAACAUCCGCGGAAGCCUCGUCGGAUUCCGAUCCCCCGAGUUUUUGCAGGGCGUCAGCGUCGCGGGCGAUCACCUGCAUUUCAUUUCCGACGAGAGGGACCGCGGCGGGCAUGUUCUGGACUGCGCGUCGGGCGGCGAGGUGCAGUUUUCCGGGGCCGUCAUGAGCACCAUCCAUUUGCAGCUUCCGGAUGACGACGAGUACAACGAGGCGACGCUGGCUUUGGACUCGGACGGCAUUCGCGUGGUGGAGGGAUGA